CCCCAAUAAACUACAUACUAUUACUCCUAAAAUCCAAAAUACAUUGCACCAGAACUUCAAAAUGUCAGGCGUUACUCUCAGCCCCGCCUUCAACCAGGCCGUCAUGGACAGCAAGAAGCUCGUCAACAAGCCCACCAAGGACCAUCUCCUUGAAAUGUACGGCCUUUUCAAGCAGGCCACCCAAGACCCCCCGAUCGAGAAGUCCGAGGCCCCCGGCGCCUUCGACCUCAAGGGCAAGGCGAAGAAGCGCGCGUGGCAGAAGGUUGUCGAUAAGGGCGUGACCCCGGAGCAAGCGCAGGAGCAGUACAUUGCGCUGAUCGAGCAGCUGAAGGCGACUUACGAGUUUGAUGAGAGCAAGGUCCCCGAGGCCGUUGGUGGGCAAUAAGCGGAUGGUGGUUGAUGUACCUACUUAUGAUGCGAGAGAUACACAUGGCGGAGGCUUAAGCUUGAACCGCAAGGGCCGCGCAAUACAAGAUUAUUGAAACGAAG
Molecule: messenger RNA, 489 nt
Organism: Pseudogymnoascus destructans
Lineage: Eukaryota; Fungi; Ascomycota; Leotiomycetes; Thelebolales; Thelebolaceae
Exons: 3
Coding region: 62-385 (107 amino acids)
Biological process (GO): fatty acid metabolic process
Molecular function (GO): long-chain fatty acyl-CoA binding
Source: RefSeq, a predicted model, not a curated record